UAAUCCACCUCUAGCUAGAAUCAAAACACUUGCAAUGUUACGAAAUUUUUCCACGCAGCUCGGAAAAUGCGUUUUUCAGUUGCAGCCUGUUCGCGAAAUGGCGGGCCAUUCAAAGUGGGCCAACAUAAAGCACACAAAGGCUCUGAAAGAUGGAGCUAGGGCGGCAUUAUUUGCAAAGAUUUCUAGGCAAAUCCGCAUGGCCAUACAGGAGGGCAACUCCGCUGAUCCGGCCAUCAAUUCCCUCUUGCGCACGGAGAUAGAAAGAGCCCUCAAGCAGAACAUGCCCAGCGGAACCAUACAAAACACUUUGAAUAAAUUUAAAUCCAGCAAAAUGCAGCUCAAAAAGUACCGGCUCGACAUCAGGUACAAAAGAAGCGUAUACUUGAUAUGCAUUUUCUACACGGACAACUUUUCGGGGGUCAAGAUGGAUGCGACGCCAAUGAUUAAGAAGGCCGGGGGGGAAUUUAUGGAUGUUGGCAAUCUGUUUGAGGACUUUGGCUUGAUAGAAGCUCGGUUUGAUACAUCAAAACUCCUCAAAGGGUCCAGUUUGGAAGAUAAGGCCACUAAUGAUGCUAUAGAACUUGGUGCUGAAGAGAUCGAAGUAGUUGACAAUGCCGAAGGAUCAGUUAAUUUCCUAUGCAGUCCUGUUGUUUUACCUAGUCUAAGUAGAAACCUGGAGAAAGCUGGAUACACCGUUGACAGCAGUGAACACAUAUUUUCUCCUAUGAAUGUUGUGCAAUUAUCCCCGGAAGACCAAAAGGCGUAUGAUGUGUUCAUAGAAAAACUAAGAAACAUACCAGGCUUAGAGGAUAUCUAUGACAAUGUUGAACAAAAAUAACUUGUUGAAUAAAACAGAAAAAUAGGCAAUAUUAAAAAAAUUCAGUUAAUUUUAACAUCUGUUAAAAACUAUGUUAAGUUUUCAGUGUUCCAUGACCAAUGUUCCUAACACAACGAAAUCCCGCUCUGUUAUUCAAAGCCUUAUGUAAACACGCUGAAUACCCCUAACGAACCACAGCUGUUGUGUGAACGCAAACCAAUUCAUGUGCAAGUCAAAAUCGUUGGUCAAAAUAAAAUAGCAGACUUUAAAUA
Messenger RNA from Drosophila biarmipes, 1089 nucleotides. Its product is annotated as probable transcriptional regulatory protein CPn_0573/CP_0176/CPj0573/CpB0595. NCBI's taxonomy places the organism in Eukaryota, Metazoa, Arthropoda, Insecta, Diptera, Drosophilidae. The transcript has 5 exons. The record is from RefSeq and is a predicted model, not a curated record. The coding region runs from base 35 to 838 and encodes 267 amino acids. Gene Ontology annotation, cellular component: mitochondrion.